GUGCAAUGAACCUGCUAAGUCACUUAACGGCAAACGGAUAUGGCGCAAGAACGUCUAAGCAACGACGAGUUCCUCUCCCGCCUCACCACCCUCCUUUCCUCAACCCAUGCCGCAACUCACGGCUCCGUCUACCUCACGCAAAAGCCCUUGAAAUCCACCGAUGAAUCAACCUCGUCUUCGCCCUCGUCACCACAGGUUCUAAUACGCGCCUCGAACGGCCUCUCAAAGCCACACCGGCUGGCGGCCAAGAAGUCGAAGGCCAGCGAUGCCAAGAAGGAGAAAGUGAGGUUCGCGACCGUGGUGGAGACUUCAGAGUUGGAGGCAUUUUAUACCAAGUAUGCCGAGACCUGUAAGAAGGGGAUGGAGGGGCUGAGGAAGAGGGACAAAAAGAAAGCCAAGGAGAAGGCAAAGGCGAAGAAGAAGGGCAAGGCUGGAGCAGGCGGCGGCGCUGGCGCGGAGAAAGCCUCUGGAUCGUGAAGGGAAGGAAGAGCCCCGUUUCCCUGAUGGGCUACAUUGGAAGCUGUUUUGCAGCGCGGGCAUCCGAACUGGAGACAAUCGGGGACUGAAUGCCCUAUGCUUGAAUCUCGCCUUCUAUCGGCUGGACCAAAUCGACCUGUGAAAGUGCACCGGAUGCGCCUGGACAUACGUUGGACUGGGAUAUGACUGGAGCUGAAAGAACCUCAUGAACCACGGACUGCUUGCCGGUCUACCCUGGUGAGGCGAGAGGAAGCACUUCAGGCCAUGUGCGUCAGGCCUAUAGCCGACAACUGUCCAUAUGGCAUUGCUUAUCAGGAUACCAAAGACGUCCGCAAAGAUGGAUGAAUAUCCUGUGUCUGACACGAGAGCUGCCAUACAUGAGACACAGACAGAAAGGAUCUUGAAGCAGCCAAUUCAUUGCAACUCCGCCAUUGGGCGUGAAAACUGGUGGUAUCAUCAAGCAAAAAGCAAACAUUCCACAAACUUCCCACUAUCUUUGUACACAGGACCCAGUCGUUACUAUGGUCAUGAAGGAGCGCCAUGCUCAAAUAUAAACCUCUCACGUUGAUUAAUAGUGAUAGAUAACCUGGAUGCUUUGGUC
Cladophialophora immunda is the source of this 1078-nucleotide messenger RNA. RefSeq lists its product as uncharacterized. Gene Ontology annotation, molecular function: 7S RNA binding; endoplasmic reticulum signal sequence receptor activity. The transcript is spliced from 2 exons. Gene Ontology annotation, cellular component: signal recognition particle, endoplasmic reticulum targeting. The coding region runs from base 40 to 477 and encodes 145 amino acids. NCBI's taxonomy places the organism in Eukaryota, Fungi, Ascomycota, Eurotiomycetes, Chaetothyriales, Herpotrichiellaceae. The record is from RefSeq and is a predicted model, not a curated record. Gene Ontology annotation, biological process: SRP-dependent cotranslational protein targeting to membrane.